UUAAAUCCGCACAUGUUCGGCUUCGACAAUUUUAUUUUAGUCACUUCUUUUCACUCUCCACCCGAAAUUUUCGCAUGGGUGAGAUUAGUAAAAAAAAUUAGUUUCAUACGAAUUACAAGUUAAGUUCUACAUGGAACAUAAAAAAAUUAUUACAUUGUGUUUUUGUUACAAACAGUACUAUAAGUGAGCACCACGACUUAAUUAGCAAUCAAAAUGCUACGUUGUUGCGGCUGUCGGCGGUUGCAGAGAUUAUCAAUGUAUCCGGUUGGGCGAAUAAAUGCUUCAAAAGAUUCACGUGAAUUUUUCUCUACAACAAUCAGCCCUGAUUUGGAACAAAUCAAUGAAAAGAAUCAGAAUGGCAAUGUGCACGUCAACCCAUGCAAAAUUCAAAUGAUUUCCGACCAGCUCUUUGACCAAGUAUUUAUUGAUCGUUAUCGUCAGAAGGUGUACUCGGAAGACUUGGUGGAGAAGUGCAGGCGACAUUUGGAAGCACACAAUCUCUGGGGGCAGAAUGUAGAUAUUGCGGAACCAAUCAAGUUUCACCUUCCAGAAUUAGAGGGCAAUGAUAUUAACCAUCACUUUCAAAACAUUGCAAGACAACAGACGUUCCGAUAUAAAAAUUUGCUUGACAAACUUGUUAAAACUGAAAUUCCAGCACUUCCAACUAAAUGGGUGUUCGAUGUUGGAUGGACCAAGUAUCACAAGGAUGGGCGAACUGAAAGUGUUCCAUUUCCUGUAGAAAAUGCAAUGGUUUUCGACGUAGAAGUCUGCAUGUCACAUGGACAAGUUCCAACAUUGGCAUGUGCGUUGACAACAGACGGCUGGUAUUCCUGGUGCUCAUCCUCGCUUUUUACGGGAAUUAGCCGCAAUCCCUCGUCGAGGCACAAACUUGAUGAACUGAUACCGCUGGAAACCCUAAAUGGGGAAAUGAAACCACCACAAUCACGAGAUUGGGUCGAGAAAAUAGUCAUUGGUCAUAAUGUCAGCUACGAUAGAGCAAGGAUUAAAGAACAAUAUUUUUUAGAGAAGACAAAACUAAGGUUUAUGGACACAAUGUCUCUGCAUAUUGCUGUCAGUGGGAUUACGAGUUUUCAAAGGGCCCUGAAAAUGAGUAUGAAAAGUCGAAUGAAACGUGAGGGGACAAAAUCGGCUCCUGGAAUCGAUACUUCUGCCUUAGAUUGGGACGAACUUAGCUCAUUAAAUAAUUUGUCGGAUGUGCACAAUCUUUACUGCAAGGGCGAAGUUAUAAACAAAGACGAGAGGAAUAUUUUUGUCAAAGGAACCCUGCAGGAUGUCCGGGAUAAUUUCCAAAGUCUGGCCCUGUAUUGCGCCAAAGAUGUUCGAGCCACUCAUGAAAUAUUGCAGCAUCUUCUCCCCUCUUUUUAUGAACGGUUUCCACAUCCCGUAACGUUAUGCGGUAUGUUGGAGAUGGGAACAACAUAUUUACCAAUCAAUCAAAAUUGGGUUUCAUACAUGAACAGUUCGGAGGAAGUGUUUAAACAGUCAGAAAAUGAAGUCAAGUCAAUUUUAGUGCAGAAAGCAAACGACGCUUUGAAGCUUUUAGAAAACGAAAGAUAUAAAACAGAUCCAUGGCUUUGGGACUUAGACUGGAAGAUAUCAAAAAAACGAUCCAGUAAGAAAGCAUCUGUGGAGACGGAUAAAAAUACCCAAUCGUUGCAGGAUACACACGAGUACCCAGCUUGGUAUAAGAAAUUAUUGUACAAGCCUGGAGAUCCUGACUAUCAACCCGGACCUUCUAAAAUCAGCUCAUCUAUGCAAAUAGUUCCAAAAUUAUUAAAACUAACUUGGUUUGGAUUUCCAUUACACCAUUCAAAAACUGGGAAAUGGGGAUUUCUUGUAAAAAAGUCUAAAGAAGCGAGGCAAGAUAUACAGCAAUCCUUGUCAGAAUUUGAUGAAGAUGAAAACGAUGACAAUGAAAAUGAGAAUGCAACAAAAUUUCCAUUUAGAAAUUGGGAAGAGAUUUAUGACGCCAGCAAAGCAAAAUUAGUGAACCGAAUAGGAGGCAGUCCAUCCACAGACUUGUCCAUUGCAAAAGAAGAAUUAAAUCAUAAAUCUGAGGAACUAACUCAAGACUUGUCGGAUUUCCUUAAAGGCUUAAAAACGGUUACUGGUCGAACGUUUAUGCAAAACUAUCCAACGGAUCCGAACCUUGGACAACGAAAUUCGCCUCAUCCCGAUUGUGAAUUUAUACCACUUCCUCACAAGAAUGGGGUCAACUACAAGGUAGGAAACCCACUUGGCAAGGAUUUUUUGAGCAAAAUUGAAGAAGGAAUUUUAAGUUGUCAAAAUGGCCAAGAUGUGGCUGACAAAGUUGUAAAAAUCAGCAAACAAUCGUCGUAUUGGAGAAACAACAGAGAUAGAAUAUUCGGACAAAUGACAGUGUGGUACGAUAAUCAGGCGGAAGGUACUUCGAGUAACAAGCAAUCUGAAAUGGGAGCUAUAGUUCCACAGGUUGUUGUUGCUGGAACGUUAACAAGGAGGGCUGUCGAACCGACAUGGAUGACAGCGUCUAACGCGUAUGAAGAUAGAAUAGGAUCAGAGCUUAAAAGUAUGGUGCAGGCCCCACCCUCGUAUAAUUUUGUUGGUGCAGAUGUUGACUCUCAAGAACUUUGGAUUGCUUCCGUCAUUGGAGAUGCGCAUUUUGCAACUAUGCAUGGUUGUACCGCUUUGGGCUGGAUGACCUUACAAGGCACAAAAAACUCUGGAACAGACAUGCAUUCAAAAACUGCAUCCGUAAGCGGAAUUAGUCGAGAACAUGCCAAAGUCUUAAAUUAUGCAAGAAUUUAUGGUGCGGGAGUAAAAUUUGCAGAGAGGCUGUUGCUACAGUUUAAUAGGACCAUGUCCCCAAACGACGCUAGGCAAAAAGCAAAACUGAUGUUCAAAAUGACAAAGGGUGACAGAAAAUAUCUGCUUAAUCACGAGGGUCAGCAGCUUGCCAGCCAAUCGGAAGAAUUUGAGCACCGUUGCAUGGAUCCUAUGACUAAGCCUGAGCUUGUACGAAUUAUGUCGUUUCACCACUUUCCGUACAGAGAAUACAUGUCACUAGUCGAUAAACUUGUUUGGGAUAAUGGUACAGAGUCAUUCAUGUUCAACAGACUGGAAGAGAUAGCACAAGAGGAAAAUCCUCAGACUCCAGUUCUUGGGGGCUUAAUCAGUCGUUCACUGAUUCCAUCGGUGGUUCAUGACGAUUAUAUGACUAGCCGAGUGAACUGGGUGGUACAAAGCUCUGCAGUGGAUUACCUUCAUCUCAUGUUAACAUGCAUGGGAUGGCUGAUAAAAAAAUUCAAUUUGAAUGCAAGAUUUUCUAUCAGUGUUCACGAUGAGGUUCGGUAUUUAGUACAUUCAGACGACAAAUAUAAAUUGGCACUGGCUCUUCAAAUUACAAAUCUGCUAACCCGAUCAUUCUGCUCACAUCGUUUGGGAAUAUACGACCUCCCUCAGUCGGUGGCAUUCUUUAGCUGUGUUGAUAUAGACACAGUUCUUCGGAAAGAGGUUACCCAUGACUGCAAAACCCCUUCUAAUCCACAAGGACUAGCAAAAAUGUACAACAUACCAGAAGGGGAAGCAUUAGAUAUUCGGAAAACUCUAGAAUUUACCAACGGAAGUUUGGUUCGAUGAAAAAUGAUGAUAAUGUAUGAUAGACAACUACGCCGACAACGACAAGUCUUAAAUUGAAGAUUGUCCAGAAGAAGCUCGCAACGCCCGUAACUGAAACUCGAUUACGCUGAGGGACGUAGGCGAAGUUUAUCGUUUGUACUGCCGGCCAGAAUAAAAGUCCCGUCUACGUUAAAACAGGAAAAUUAUAUUUGCGACCUGCUCCUUGAAUUCCCCAAAUUGUGUGUUUAUUCCUUUUGAUCGUGCUACCUUAUAUGUUUGGACAAAUUUACUCUUCAACUCGUCCACAGCACCGUCCCAAGUCUUUCCUUCUAAUAGACUCAUCCCAAUGUAAAACGAAGAGAUCUAUUUGCAAGAACCAACGAACAAUGAAUGACGUCCAUAACUUUAUUAUUAGAUAAUUUUUGUAAUAUACUUACAGCAAAUGGGCUGUACAUGAAUUGUUCACAAGCAACCUGUGUCAAGGAACCAAAAAAAUGUGCUUAGUGCUUAUCUAGAUUUGUAACCA
This is a messenger RNA of Folsomia candida, 4144 nucleotides long. RefSeq names its product DNA polymerase subunit gamma-1 (gene tam). Gene Ontology annotation, biological process: mitochondrial DNA replication. Gene Ontology annotation, molecular function: 3'-5' exonuclease activity; DNA-directed DNA polymerase activity; DNA binding. The coding region runs from base 214 to 3639 and encodes 1141 amino acids. The transcript is spliced from 22 exons. The record is from RefSeq and is a predicted model, not a curated record. Gene Ontology annotation, cellular component: gamma DNA polymerase complex; mitochondrion. Lineage: Eukaryota; Metazoa; Arthropoda; Collembola; Entomobryomorpha; Isotomidae.